Molecule: messenger RNA, 5951 nt
Organism: Danio rerio (zebrafish)
Lineage: Eukaryota; Metazoa; Chordata; Actinopteri; Cypriniformes; Danionidae
Source: RefSeq, a predicted model, not a curated record
UUCAAUUAUGGCAAAAUCUAACUUGGCUCUUCUACUUGCUUUAAAGAAUGCAUCUGGACUAAUUAUCCAAAGAGGUAUUAAGGGGUUGCCUCAAACCAUCCCGUUCUCUGCUGAGGUGUCCCGUCCCCACAUUACCAAGGAGUCUAGUGCUGCACUUGCUGAAUUAACUAGAAAGUUGAGGCCAUCAGGGUGUCUAUCUGAGGAAAUUGACCUGUCAACUAAGAAUGUGAAGCAGAGUGGGUCUGGAUCCCUUACGUUGGUGUCUAGUCCCCAGCCAACUGAGAAGCUGACUGCAUCUGGUUCCCUCACUGUUGUAUCCAACCCCCAGCCAACUGAGAAGCUCACUGAAUCUGGUUCCCUUACUGUGGUAUCAAGCCCCCGGCCAACAGAGAAGCUGACUGAAUCUGGUUCCCUUACUGUGGCGCUUGGCCCCCGGCCGACUGAGAAGCUGACUGAAUCUGGUUCCCUCACUGUGGCGCUUGGCCCCCGGCCAACUGAGAAGCUGACUGAAUCUGGUUCCCUUACUGUGGUUUCCAACCCCCAGCCAACUGAGAAGCUGACUGAAUCUGGUUCCCUCACUGUGGUAUCCAGCCCCCGGCCAACUGAGAAGCUGACUGAAUCUGGUUCCCUUACUGUGGUGCUCGGACCCCAGCCAACUGAGAAGCUAACAGAAUCUGGUUCCCUCACUGUGGUAUCCAGCCCCCGGCCAACUGAGAAGCUGACUGAAUCUGGUUCCCUUACUGUGGUGCUUGGACCCCAGCCAACAGAGAAAGUGAAAGAAUCUGGUUCCCUUACUGUGGUGCUUGGACCCCAGCCAACUGAGAAGCUAACAGAAUCUGGUUCCCUCACUGUGGUAUCCAGCCCCUGGCCAACUGAGAAGCUGACUGAAUCUGGUUCCCUCACAGUUGUAUCCAACCCCCAGCCAACUGAGAAGCUGACUGAAUCUGGUUCUCUCACUGUGGUGCUUGGACCACAGCCAACUGAGAAGCUAACAGAAUCUGGUUCCCUCACAGUUGUAUCCAACCCCCAGCCAACUGAGAAGCUAACAGAAUCUGGUUCCCUCACAGUUGUAUCCAACCCCCAGCCAACUGAGAAGCUCACUGAAUCUGGUUCUCUCACUGUGGUGCUUGGACCACAGCCAACUGAGAAGCUAACAGAAUCUGGUUCCCUCACAGUUGUAUCCAACCCCCGGCCAACUGAGAAGCUGACUGAAUCUGGUUCCCUCACUGUGGCGCUUGGCCCCCGGCCAACUGAGAAGCUGACUGAAUCAGGUUCCCUCACUGUGGUAUCCAGCCCCCGGCCAACUGAGAAGCUGACUGAAUCUGGUUCCCUUACUGUGGUGCUCGGACCCCAGCCAACUGAGAAGCUAACAGAAUCUGGUUCCCUCACUGUGGUAUCCAGCCCCCGGCCAACUGAGAAGCUGACUGAAUCUGGUUCCCUUACUGUGGUGCUUGGACCCCAGCCAACUGAGAAGCUAACAGAAUCUGGUUCCCUCACUGUGGUAUCCAGCCCCCGGCCAACUGAGAAGCUGACUGAAUCUGGUUCCCUCACAGUUGUAUCCAACCCCCAGCCAACUGAGAAGCUGACUGAAUCUGGUUCUCUCACUGUGGUGCUUGGACCACAGCCAACUGAGAAGCUAACAGAAUCUGGUUCCCUCACAGUUGUAUCCAACCCCCAGCCAACUGAGAAGCUAACAGAAUCUGGUUCCCUCACAGUUGUAUCCAACCCCCAGCCAACUGAGAAGCUCACUGAAUCUGGUUCUCUCACUGUGGUGCUUGGACCACAGCCAACUGAGAAGCUAACAGAAUCUGGUUCCCUCACAGUUGUAUCCAACCCCCGGCCAACUGAGAAGCUGACUGAAUCUGGUUCCCUCACAGUUGUAUCCAACCCCCAGCCAACUGAGAAGCUCACUGAAUCCGGUUCCCUUACUGUGGUGCUUGGACCCCAGCCAACAGAGAAAGUGACAGAAUCUGGUUCCCUUACUGUGGUGCUUGGACCCCAGCCAACUGAGAAGCUAACAGAAUCUGGUUCCCUCACUGUGGUAUCAAGCCCCCGGCCAACUGAGAAGCUGACUGAAUCUGGUACCCUUACUGUGGUGCUUGGACCCCAGCCAACUGAGAAGCUGACUGAAUCUGGUUCCCUUACUGUGGUUUCCAACCCCCAGCCAACUGAGAAGCUAACAGAAUCUGGUUCCCUCACUGUGGUAUCCAGCCCCCGGCCAACUGAGAAGCUGACUGAAUCUGGUUCCCUCACUGUGGUGCUCGGACCCCAGCCAACAGAGAAAGUGAAAGAAUCUGGUUCCCUUACUGUGGUGCUUGGACCCCAGCCAACUGAGAAGCUGACUGAAUCUGGUUCCCUCACAGUUGUAUCCAACCCCCAGCCAACCGAGAAGCUGACUGAAUCUGGUUCCCUCACUGUGGUGCUUGAACCCCAGCCAACUGAGAAGCUAACAGAAUCUGGUUCCCUCACUGUGGUAUCAAGCCCCCGGCCAACUGAGAAGCUGACUGAAUCUGGUUCCCUUACUGUGGUGCUUGGACCCCAACCAACUGAGAAGCUGACUGAAUCUGGUUCCCUCACAGUUGUAUCCAACCCCCAACCAACUGAGAAGCUGACUGAAUCUGGUUCCCUCACUGUGGUGCUUGAACCCCAGCCAACUGAGAAGCUAACAGAAUCUGGUUCCCUCACUGUGGUAUCAAGCCCCCGGCCAACUGAGAAGCUGACUGAAUCUGGUUCCCUUACUGUGGUGCUUGGACCCCAACCAACUGAGAAGCUGACUGAAUCUGGUUCCCUCACAGUUGUAUCCAACCCCCAGCCAACUGAGAAGCUGACUGAAUCUGGUUCUCUCACUGUGGUGCUUGGACCACAGCCAACUGAGAAGCUAACAGAAUCUGGUUCCCUCACAGUUGUAUCCAACCCCCAGCCAACUGAGAAGCUGACUGAAUCUGGUUCCCUCACAUGUGUAUCCUACCCCCAGCCAACUGAGAAGCUGACUGAAUCUGGUUCUCUCACUGUGGUGCUUGGACCACAGCCAACUGAGAAGCUAACAGAAUCUGGUUCCCUCACAGUUGUAUCCAACCUCCAGCCAACUGAGAAGCUGACUGAAUCUGGUUCCCUUACUGUGAAGUCAAGCGCACUGUCUGCUGCUUGUCCUGUCUCUGUGGCAUCCAGCCCUCUCCCUACAGAAAAACUGAACCACUCUGUUUCUCUCACUUUGUCUAGCCCCCAGCCAACUGAGAAGCUGACUGAAUCCGGGUCCCUCACUGUGGUGCUUCAACCCCAGCAAACUGAGAAGCUGACUGAAUCUGGUUCGCUCACUGUGGUGCUCGGACCCCAGCAAACUGAGAAGCUGACAGAAUCUGGUUCGCUCACUGUGGUGCUCGGACCCCAGCCAACUGAGAAGCUGGCUGAAUCUGGUUCCCUCACUGUGGCGCUUGGCCCCCAGCCAACUGAGAAGCUGACUGAAUCUGGUUCCCUCACUGUGGCGCUUGGGCCUCAGCCAAGUGAGAAGCUGGCUGAAUCUGGUUCCCUCACUGUGGCGCUUGGUCCCCAGCCAACUGAGAAGCUGACUGAAUCUGGUUCCCUCACUAUGGCGGUUGGGCCCCAGCCAACUGAGAAGCUGACUGAAUCUGGUUCCCUCACUGUGGCGCUUGGCCCCCAGCCAACUGAGAAGCUGACUGAAUCUGGUUCCCUCACUGUGGCGCUUGGGCCUCAGCCAACUGAGAAGCUGGCUGAAUCUGGUUCCCUCACUGUGGCGCUUGGCCCCCAGCCAACUGAGAAGCUGGCUGAAUCUGGUUCCCUCACUGUGGCGCUUGGGCCUCAGCCAACUGAGAAGCUGGCUGAAUCUGGUUCCCUCACUGUGGCGCUUGGCCCCCAGCCAACUGAGAAGCUGGCUGAAUCUGGUUCCCUCACUGUGGUGCUUGGGCCUCAGCCAACUGAGAAGCUGACUGAAUCUGGUUCCCUCACUGUGGCGCUUGGCCCCCAGCCAACUGAGAAGCUGGCUGAAUCUGGUUCCCUCACUGUGGUGCUUGGGCCUCAGCCAACUGAGAAGCUGGCUGAAUCGGGUUCCCUCACUGUGGCGCUUGGGCCUCAGCCAACUGAGAAGCUGGCUGAAUCUGGUUCCCUCACUGUGGCGCUUGGGCCUCAGCCAACUGAGAAGCUGGCUGAAUCUGGUUCCCUCACUGUGGCGCUUGGGCCUCAGCCAACUGAGAAGCUGGCUGAAUCUGGUUCCCUCACGGUGGCGCUUGGCCCCCAGCCAACUGAGAAGCUGGCUGAAUCUGGUUCCCUCACGGUGGCGCUUGGCCCCCAGCCAACUGAGAAGCUGGCUGAAUCAGGUUCCCUCACUGUGGUGCUUGGGCCUCAGCCAACGGAGAAGCUGGCUGAAUCAGGUUCCCUCACUGUGGCUCUUGGCCCCCAGCCAACUGAGAAGCUGACUGAAUCUGGUUCCCUCACUGUGGCGCUUGGCCCCCAGCCAACUGAGAAGCUGGCUGAAUCUGGUUCCCUCACUGUGGCGCUUGGCCCUCAGCCAACUGAGAAGCUGACUGAAUCUGGUUCCCUCACUGUGGCGCUUGGCCCUCAGCCAACUGAGAAGCUGACUGAAUCUGGUUCCCUCACUGUGGCGCUUGGCCCUCAGCCAACUGAGAAGCUGACUGAAUCUGGUUCCCUCACUGUGGCGCUUGGGCCCCAGCCAACUGACAAGCUGACUGAAUCUGGUUCCCUCACUGUUGUGCUUGGCCCCCAGCCAACUGAGAAGCUGGCUGAAUCAGGUUCCCUCACUGUGGUGCUUGGGCCUCAGCCAACUGAGAAGCUGGCUGAAUCAGGUUCCCUCACUGUGGCUCUUGGCCCCCAGCCAACUGAGAAGCUGACUGAAUCUGGUUCCCUCACUGUGGCGCUUGGCCCCCAGCCAACUGAGAAGCUGGCUGAAUCUGGUUCCCUCACUGUGGCGCUUGGCCCUCAGCCAACUGAGAAGCUGACUGAAUCUGGUUCCCUCACUGUGGCGCUUGGCCCUCAGCCAACUGAGAAGCUGACUGAAUCUGGUUCCCUCACUGUGGCGCUUGGGCCUCAGCCAACUGAGAAGCUGACUGAAUCUGGUUCCCUCACUGUGGCGCUUGGGCCCCAGCCAACUGACAAGCUGACUGAAUCUGGUUCCCUCACUGUGGCGCUUGGCCCUCAGCCAACUGGGAAGCUGACUGAAUCUGGUACCCUCACUGUUGUGCUUGGCCCCCAGCCAACUGAGAAGCUGGCUGAAUCUGGUUCCCUCACUGUGGCGCUUGGCCCUCAGCCAACUGAGAAGCUGACUGAAUCUGGUUCCUUGUUUGUGGUGUCCAGCCCACUGUCUACUGGGAAGCUUGCGGAGUCUGGGUCACUUGUGCUGUCUGGCCCUCUACCAACUGACAAGUCAACUGAAACUGCUUCCUCGGUGUCUAGCCCACCUGCUACUGGGAAGCUGACUGAAUCUGGUUCUCUUUCUGUGGUUUCUAGCCCACUCACUACUGGGAAGCUCACAGAGUCUAGUUCCUUUGUAUUGUCUGGCUCUCUCCCUGCUGAGAAACUAACUGAAUCUGGGUAUUUCUCUGUGGUGUCCAGCCCACCUAAUACCGGAGAACUGACUGAAUCUGGCUCUCUGUAUUUGGUAUCCAACCCACUCACUACUGGAAAGAUGACUGAAUCUGGUUCAUUUGAAAUUUCUGGCCAUUUUCCUGUCAAGUCCAAGUCUGGCUCUCACCAUCCUCAUGCAUUUUGGAAGAAGGUAAAGUCUAGAUUUCACCCCAAUGACAAGUCAGCUCAGCGUUUAAUUGCUUGCUUGAAGAAAAAAGGGUGUGCUUUUAAACGUGUGCAUUUCUAAAUUUGUUUCUCUAAAUGUAUAUUUUUAAUAAACUUGGCUACUUGCUGGAACUGAGUUUGGUUGUGUUUUUAUUUUUUCUCUUCUCUCCCCUCAAUCCUUUGACUUGUUC